GAAAAUCUACUCUAGUAAAUUUGUUUCCAUCUACGAAAAUGAUCAUGAUAGGUGACGUUACCGAAGAUCCUCGAGUUAGUCUUCUCAGCGCGAUGGUCCAGUCUGCAUUCGAAGAUAACUUGGAGAAUAAGAAAUCAAGAAUUCAACAAGAUAACAUGAAAGUGUCAUCAAGAUCAUCAUCGUCGUCAUCGCAGAAGCUUGGAUGGCCGCUUCUCCGUCAUCGGCCGCAUACAGAUACCUCAAGAGACAUGUCUGUCGUGCAAUGGGUAAUGAACUUACCAGAUAGGUCUUCCUCUCAAAUUGAGGACAAGAGCUCUAACAAUGUUAACACUUUCAAUAACUGCAAACGGUUCAAAUUCGAGAUUCUCAACUCUUGCACUCGUCGAUUCUCUGAAGAAAACGUGAUAGGAAUCGGAGGUAGCAAUCGCGUGUAUAGAGGAACUCUCCCUAAUGGGAACAAAGUGGCUGUCAAAGUUAUGCAGUCACAAAAACAAGCCUUCAAAGAUUUCGCUCUUGAAGUCGAAAUAGUGUCCGCAUUGAACCACAUAGCCGUUGCUCGUUUACUCGGAAUUUGCAUUGAAAAUGGAUCUUUGAUAUCUGUUUAUGAUUAUUUCCCUCAAGGAACCUUACACCAAAAUCUCCGCGGUAAGAGCAAGGAUGGAUCUAUAUUGCCAUGGGAGGUGAGAUUGAAGGUAGCUGUUGGGAUCGCGGAAGCAUUGAACUAUCUGCAUAACCAAAUCUCGAAGCCUGUUAUACAUAGAGAUGUCAAAUCUUCCAACAUUCUUCUUUCCCGCGGAUUCGAGCCAAAAUUAUGCGAUUUCGGACUUGCUAUGUGGGGACCAACGACUUCAUCAUUUACGAUGCAAAACGACGUAGUAGGAACGUUUGGUUAUCUCGCACCUGAGUAUUUCAUGUAUGGAAAGGUGAGUGACAAGAUAGAUGUAUAUGCCUUUGGUGUUGUCCUACUUGAACUCAUAUCGGGGAGAGAACCAAUUUACUCGAAAACUUGCAAAGGACGCCAGAGUUUGGUCUCGUGGGCGAAACCGAUUUUAGAGAGUGGAGAUGUUAAAAGGUUAAUGGAUAGAAAGUUACAAGGAAAGUUUGAUGUAGAACAAAUGAAUAGAAUGGUUCUUGCAGCAUCUCUAUGCAUAACACGGGCCGCGCGGCUUCGUCCUACCAUGAGUAAGAUAGUAAAUAUCUUGAAAGGAUGCGACGAGAAAGACGUGAAUUUGUUUAAAUCUCAGGAGAUUGAUCGCGAUCAUUCGGAAAAUCAUGAAAACGUUGACGACGAAGUGUAUCCGAAUUCAAAUGCUGACUUGCACCUAAACCUUGCAUUUCUAGUAUAG
Molecule: messenger RNA, 1346 nt
Organism: Lathyrus oleraceus (garden pea)
Lineage: Eukaryota; Viridiplantae; Streptophyta; Magnoliopsida; Fabales; Fabaceae
Product: protein kinase STUNTED
Exons: 4
Coding region: 39-1346 (435 amino acids)
Biological process (GO): protein phosphorylation
Molecular function (GO): protein kinase activity; ATP binding
Source: RefSeq, a predicted model, not a curated record